GAGGCGCCACUUCCAGCUCCCUCCCCGCUGCUCUGCAACGGUGCUCAAAAGCCGCAGCUGCGCCAGGCGGCCCAGAUGUGGCCCUCCAGGCAGAUGUUCCCCAGCAGCCCCGCCGCCCCGCCAGCGCUUCUCCCCCUCUUCUUGCUGGCGCUUCCCGCCUCUUUCCAGGCGGCGACGGCGCAGACCCCCGCCUGCGCGCCCGCGACUACCGCCGCCGCCCAAGCCCGGCCCAACCCGGCCGACCUUUCCGCUUCGCCGGGGAGGGGCCAUCCAAGCAGCAGCGGCCUCGCCGAAGCACAGGCAGCGCGCCCCAUGGAGAUCCCGCCGACCCACUACCCGGCCACCCGCGCCGCCGCCGUGGUAGGCAACUACAUCAACUACCAGCACGGGGGGCCCAGCAAGCUCUUCGCCGUGCGGGCGGUGAGCCAAGCCAGCCGAGAGGACAUUGCAGGUGUUGGACAUAAAUACCGUCUUAAGUUUUCAAUAACAGAAAUCCUACAAAAGGACAGUCCCGUCAACUGCACAGCUGAGAUUCUAUAUCAUCAUGGUGACCAGCAUACUGCUCCAGAAGUGCACUACACAGUGGAAGGGGAGUUUGGGAAGAAUACGGAGCAAGUGGAUAAUGAAUUCUACAACAGAAUCAAGAACCUGUCAGAAACCCUAGAGGCACAAAACAUUCCAGACAAUCAUGGGAAUAUAACUGCAGAAAUGGAGCCUGUUCGGAACCUAGCCCAGGUGGCCUGUGGAUACAUUAUAUGGCAGAAUUCAACUGAAGACACGUGGUACAACAUGAUACAAGUUGAAAGUGUUAAACAAAUGAAAAGGAACGAUGAUUAUCUUGAAUUUUCCUAUGUGGUUUUAAUCCACGACAUUGUCUCCCAGGAAAUUAUUCCUUGGCACAUGCAAGUUCUCUGGCACCCACAGCAUGGAGUGAAAGUAAUACGGAAUAGUCGCCAGCCAAAACGCGCAGCACAAGAUUAGCAAAAUGCCUUCAAUACUGCUAUUAGAGUUUGUUAAAAUAAUCCUGCACAUACAGCUAGAAUAAGGGCUACACCAUAGGCUCUCGUGGGCUCAGAAACCCCUUCAUUCCCUCUAUACGAUCAGGACCAAAGGCAACAUAUCCCCAGACCUUGUUUGUUAUAGUGAAUACUCACGGUACUGUUGCCACAAUGCUCUCUCUAAAGGCUACUUUUGGCUUUCCUAUAACGCAGGGACAACCAUAUUCUCUUUCCAUUCUCUAGAUAAAAAGGGUGGGGGGAGACACAAAAAAUGUACACCAAUUAAAAUGAACAGCCAAAUGGGCAAAGCCUAGUGGAGGAAGCAGCCAGAUUUAUCUAAAAUACUAUUUAUAAUCAUUGGGGAAAAUGGCAAAUGUUGUCUGAUUGAUCAGGUGAUGUUCUCUAAUUAAAAAAAACUUACAUUAUACAUAUGUACCAGUUGUAAAGCCCCACCCCUCAUAUCCCACCUUUGUAAACAGAUACAUUUUUAUAAUUAUAGAGUACAAGAUUUGGUUCAGAUCCUGAAAUCCUAAACGAAUUCUUUGCAUCUACAGACGGGAUAUGUAGAAAGUGCAUGCACAAAUCCAUCUACAGGUUUGGAGGCUGCACUGUACAACAAUCGUGAUCCACAACACACAGCGAAGCAGUUUUCAGUUAGUGCAGAAUGCUGAUUGAUGCUGAAUUAAAAGGAUUGCUUCCACUAUGACGACCCAAAACCAUGGUUGCCCAACGUAGCCUUUAACAAUCAAUUACCUGAGCAUAGAUUUCCAGAUGUAGUUCCCCCAUUCCUGAAAUAAUGGUCUCCUUGCUCUCGUCGUCAAACUGAACUCUGAAGGUAGGAUCUUCUCGGAUAAAGCGGUUAAUACCUUUUGAAAACUUAUCAAAGUCAUUCUAUAAGCAGGAAAGAAAUCCGCAUCCAUGAGUCAGUUAGAUGAGAGUCUGAAGAGCUAGCUGUGUUUCCAGCAAAAAGCUAUUAAAGCAUGGCUGGGCAGUUUUCAUAAACUGUCCACAUGCAUGAAACAUACUGGGUUCAAAACAUCACCAACUCUUUUAGAUACCGCAUUUUUAAAAUCUUGUUCUUCCUCAGGAGCAGACCUACUAUGAAACUAAUUAGGCUUAAGCUUCAGGGCCCCUAAUCCUGGAGAGACCUGAAGCAACUUUUUUUUAAUGAGUGAAUUUUUCAACAAAAUUGAUGGAGUUUUUUUAAGUGUUUGUUAUUAAAAUAAGGCUAUUUUAGGGACAGAAUUAUAAGCCAAUGGGUUGAAGUCCUUUGAAUUUAGAAUAAGCUCUAACACCGGCGCUCUCUGGAGGGACGGGCUGAUUCGCCUGGCCUUUCCACAGUGGUGGUGCCCUCUAAAGCCCUCCUCUAAUGCCCAUUUCAUAUGGCCUCAAAAUGUCCCUCUGAUUGGUCAAAUUUCAAAACCCCUAGCUGUAUGGGCUCACCAAGAUUGCCAGAAUCUAAUCUGGGGGACCCCAUAACAGUUCAAGCUUUAGGGUCCAAAAAAUGUAGGUCCGCCACUGUUCUUCCUCCAAGGAGCUCAUGGCAGCAUACAGCUCAUUCUCCCUCCAUUUUAUCUUUACAACAGCCUAAUGAGCUAGAUGAGACCGUGUGUGUGAAUGGCAAGAGGGCACCUUGCGAGCUUUGUGGCUGAGUGAGGACUAGAACCUGAACCUCUCCAGUCACAGCCCAACACUUCAAUACUAUACCCCGACCCCCCGGGCUCAAGCUAGGAAUCUCUCACCUAUGAUUGCAUUAUCAUCCCUGGCUCAGGCACAAAGACCAUCAACAGAAGGGGGGCCCUCACACCAGAAAAUGUAAUCCGUUUUUCUGAAGAAAAGCUAGUCAGUGUGGUACACUGGUUACUUUCUGAAUAGCAACAGAGACACUCUGGGUCAAAUCUCCAGUCUGCUAUGAAGAUGCUAGGUUACCUUGGGCCAGUUACACACUCAUAAUCUAAACUGCCUCACAGGAAUGUUGUGAGAAUAGGAGGAGGAGGGGUCAUGUAUGCCUCCACCUUCCACUCCUCAAAGGAAGGCUGUGACAAAAAAUCAAAAUACAUUCCUCCACUUCAGAAAAUGCAAAUACAUCAUUCUAUUUUAAUUUCUAAAAGCCCACAAGCCCACAGCAUUUUAUCCCAAACUUAGGAAAUAAUUUACUAAUGACCAUUUUGCAGAGUCAUACCUUGUUGGCAGGCUUCAUUGCUACUGAAAUGACAGGAUCAGGGACAUGAAUAGAUUCCUAGAAAAAGGGGAAAAUAUAAUAUAUAUAUACACACACACACAAACUUGCAAUAUAAAAACAAACUCUGCUUUAAUCUUUACUGUGUCUACUGAACAUGUUCAUAUUCCCGGCUAUUGUUCAAGGUAUAUAUUCUAUGAAAGGUUUGUGAAUCUUGCACCAGAAGUGCCUUAACAGCAAAACGCUUUCCCCUUGCUGGACAUUCUGGCUUCCAUUUGCUAGACCCUUGCACAAGUUCCACUGAACUCAUUUCAAAGGGCCUUGACUCAAGUGACAUUUCAGACAAGUUCUCUUCACAUUUAUUCCUUUUGUGUAGUUAGUUACUUCCUUGAAAAAUUACUCUUUAAAGAAAGGCAUGACAGACACAUUGGGCAAUAUCGUAACUAAUGUGUGCAGAAUGUGUAGUCUCCCCAUGUUCCUCUGCAUUGAUGCACAGUCAGUCUGACCCCUGGAAACAUCACUCCCAGGGUCAUGGGAUAUUUUCAAAGGAACAGCCACACAGGUUUGGGAGAUGUGAGUGAAAUGAGGAAGGAAAAGAAGUUAAAAUUGUUCCUCGUCCCCAUUCUGCAAAUGCUGCUCUACUGAGGGAAAGGGGCAAUUUGACCACCUUAUCCCUCCUCACUCCUGCCCACUGACCCUAAUGGUGGUUCCACUGCACAGAUCUUGAGAAUCCUUCCAGAGGCUGGGGGGGAAACCUGCACCAAUGCAAAAGAACAUGGGAAAACUCCAUAUGUGGAUGGUAGGAUGGUGCCCAUUAUGUUUUUAUGCAAAUUUAAACAGGAAACCAGUUGCAGCUUAAAGACUAACAAUAUUUAUUGGACGCACUGUACUUUUAAUGAAGUGAGCAUCCAAUAAAUGUUAUUAGGCUUUAAAGUGCUACCAAACUCCAUUUUUGCUGCAACACACUAAAAUGGCUACUGCUCUAGAAUUAUAUUUUGAAGCACAUACCUGAAAGUGCAACAAGUGAACACAGCAAUCAUGUUUAUAAUCCUGGUCCAUUGUGUUCUAUCAAGUUGCUUCUGAUUUAAGGUUACCCAAUGAAUUGGGGAGCUUGGAUUUGGUAGUGUGUCCUCAUAAGUGCACACUCAUUGGAAAAGCUGGCUUAUCAUGAGAAAUAGCCAAUAUGCCUCCCUUCCCAUGAGUCAGCAGAGUGCAACAAAAUAUUCCCGUGGCUGCCACUUCCUUCACUGGGGGGGGGGGAUCACCCAUACACACCCAUGUGUAUGGGUGACACAUGACUCCCAGCAUUCCACCAGGCUGUGGAAGAUGGGAGGAGGUUUCCAGUUUGCCCACUCCUUUUCCCACUCUCCUGAGCAAGGGGAGAAGUAAACUAAGCUCAGAAGAUUUCUAUUUGCAAAUACAUGUGCAAUGUCACUAGGGAAUUUCUUCCUAUGCUUGAAGGACAGGAGACGAAGCUCUCAAGCCGGGGGCCCGUUUCCAUUCUCUCCUCUCUGGAAGAACCCGGGAGGUGAAGCAUCUUUUAAGAUUGGGUACAUCCUUUCGGAGAAUAUCAGGAUUUUCAACACAGUUUUAUAUUUAAUAUUUAGUUAAUGUUUGUAACUACAUUUUAAAUACAGUAUAUCCACUGCAUUAUACAUUGGUGACCCUGCCCUUUCACAAUGGCAGAUUUUGGAGCUAUAAACAUAUAUAUCCUUAUGGGUUUUAUAAUAGCUGCAAAAGCAUUCUGAAAAUAAAAAUACAAACUUU
This is a messenger RNA of Eublepharis macularius, 4944 nucleotides long. Its product is annotated as latexin-like. Gene Ontology annotation, molecular function: metalloendopeptidase inhibitor activity. Lineage: Eukaryota; Metazoa; Chordata; Lepidosauria; Squamata; Eublepharidae. The record is from RefSeq and is a predicted model, not a curated record. Bases 76 to 981 code for a protein of 301 amino acids. The transcript is spliced from 6 exons.